Messenger RNA from Physella acuta, 3089 nucleotides. Its product is annotated as transmembrane protein 201-like. The record is from RefSeq and is a predicted model, not a curated record. Gene Ontology annotation, cellular component: nuclear membrane. NCBI's taxonomy places the organism in Eukaryota, Metazoa, Mollusca, Gastropoda, Physidae. Gene Ontology annotation, biological process: nuclear migration along microtubule. Gene Ontology annotation, molecular function: actin filament binding; lamin binding.
CAUAAAUUCACAUUUGCCGGGUGAGGCAAGCUUUGUUAAGAAAUCAUUCAAUAGCCUAUCAAGUAUCAAUAGAUCUAGCAGCAAUCUAUUUGACUUGAUUCUAGACUAACCCUGGCUAGUAAAGUAUCUAGAGAACUGGGCCUUGCCUUGGAGUGAUAAUGAAUUUUAUAAUGAGAUGGGUUAAGAAUGAUAACAUGCCACCUUCAGAAAUAAGAGUAAAUUGCUGGUUUUGCAAUGAAGACUCCAUUGUAAAAGCUGAGGACAAAGACAGUUGGACUUGCAGAAAUUGUGAACAGUAUAACGGGUUUACAGAGGAUGGUGAUUACAACAAACCUAUCACUGAACAGUAUCAAAUUAAUGACAGUGUAGGAGUAAGCACGAGAACCCCAGCAGAGAUGAAUGAAAAAGAGUCCCUGCUAUGUGCUGACUGUGGCCAGAAUCAAGUGAUUAAAGUACGACAACUUGCAGCUUUUGUUCCAUUCAGUGAGGUGGAUUAUGAUGAUGAGGUUGAAAUGUAUAGAGAUUAUCUAGAGAAGGUGUACGCCCUGUGCAGUGUUUGCCAGGAAAGAGUGCAAGAUUUUAUUAGGAAACAAGAUUUGACACUCAUAAAUGACAUGUCAGCAGACCAGCAAAAGCUUGUGGAUAGUCUACAUGAGAAGUCCCUUUAUCCCGGUCACAGUGAUCAUGUACAGCACUCUAAUGUUAGAUUCUAUCAACAAGUAACGUCAAAAAUCCUAUUCAUCAUGUGUGCCCUGAGUUCUUUUCUCCUGCUUGUCUUUAACAUAAGACUAUACUUGGGCUCCACAUCAGCAGAUUACUCUUCAAAUCCCUGGCUGGAUGACAUCAAUAAAGUCUUCUUUUCUCAUGUAUCUGUGCACCUAGUACUUGACAUGUCUGGCAAGGCUGUACUUACAGGGGCCAUUUUUUGCUUGGUGGGACUGGCUUUAUCUGGCAAACACAGCCUGUACCCUGAAGACACAUUACAUUUGUUACUGUGGCUAGUCACCGUGGUGACAGCGUUUAACCUGGUUGAUGUAUCUCUCCCAGUUACUCUGGGCUUGAAUGUGCUGACUCUGUUUGUUGUUAUCAUCUGUUGUAUCAGAGACCGCAGACCCAGAAAUAUUACGGUAGAAUCUCUUCAAAGAAAACAGAUUUCUCCUGCUAGUUCUCCCAUAGAACCCAGACCAGAAUAUGUCAGAGAGUUUUCAGCUGAAGAAGCCUCGUUAAAGUCUUCACCCAGUGUUCAAGCAUCAGAAUCUGGUGGAAAGGAUCAAAUUACCCCCCAUUUUGAGGAAGUUAGGCAGAAUCUUGAGACAUUCACUUUUGGACUUGGCAAAAGAACCGGUUCCAAUAGCUCUAUAUGGUCUCUACCCCUAAUUGUGUCAGCCCCUGGGUCAGCACCUCGUCCUGUGUCUACUUGUCCUGCUGCAGUGGUUGCAGCUGAUUCGUCUACUGACCAUGUUAAACAAUCCAGAACUAUCAUAUCGCCAAGUAGACUUGGCUUCAUAUCUUUGGAUGUUAAAGAAAAAAGAACAUCAAGCAGUCCUUUCUCCUCGUUAGCACAGGACAUUUCCACAAAUCUACCAGAGAAUUUAAGCCCAUCUUACAAUCAUCCAAUGAACUCACUGCCUAGAUAUAAUGACCAGUAUCAUGGUUACCCACCACCUCUGAACAUUGCACCAGUUCAAAGGUCAGGCUCAGGAAACAACAGUGUGAUGAUGGAAGUCAAAAGGAGAAAAAACAACAUGACCACAGAGGAAACAUUUUUCUUAAAACCAAAGACCAGAGUGGUCAGGAAGUCCCAGCGUUUGGCCAUGGCCGGCAGAUCCCCUAAACCUUGGUCCCUUCAGAAGUCUCUCAGCUGUACCAACGCUUACGAUAAGGAAAAUAUAACCAGGGCGGCAGGAAAAGCAGUUAACCCUUUAGUUGCCAGCGCAUGCAGUAAUGAUAAUACUGCUGGUACCUUUAUGAACAGUAAAGUCAAUCUUCACUGUGGAGAUGGGAGUGGUCAGCAUGGCGCCCCAAAAGGCAAUGUAAGAUUAAAUCCUUCUUUGCGAUUUGAGAAGGAUUUUUCAGAUGAUGAAGGUGAAAUAGAGUUACGUCAAUCCUUGGAAGGAAAGUCUAAAAAUAUAGCUGGGAGUAAUGGUCAAGAAUUUUCCUUCAGGUGGACUGUGAUUGGUCUGAUUAUUGGUGUGAGUGUCACAGCUAAUAUCUUUAUGAUUUACUUGAUGAACUUAAAGGCAGGGUGAACUAGUGGACCUGGCUGAGUCUGUUUUUAGCCAUUGUUGCCUCUGUAGGUUUGAUGUCCAACUGGGAAGAAAGAAUCAAUUAUUUUGUUACAUUUUAACUUUUAUGUUUAUGACAUUCAUGUUAAAAAAACCAGUGUUUUCUGGCCCAAAAAAAUUUCUCAAUCAAAGUGAAAAGCAUUUAUCAUGUACCAAAGUGUAUUGGUUGAUGGAUAGUUUGGUAUAAGCUAUAUGGCAGCAGUCCUAUGCUUUUUAUGUUGGCUUUUUAAAAAAGAGUUGUAGUACUUGAGACUGAUGGCUUCCCUCCCUUUGCUGUUUCCAACUAUCUGUUUGAAACUGAAAGGUUAAGAUUGAUGUAAUGAUGAUAGACUGGUUAGAGAAUGCAUACAACUGUGUAUGAAUCAUUGUGACUUAUUUGCUUUUGUACUAUUGGCUAGAUGAAACAAACUGGAGAUGGUGUGGUUGAUGAAAACUGGUCAUGUUGUGGCUGUUGUUAGAUAAAAUGGACAUGGUCUGGUUGAUGCUUGAUGAAAAUUGGACAUUUUCUGGUUGAUGCUUGAUGAAAAUUGGACAUUUUCUGGUUGAUGUUAGAUGAAAAUUGGACAUUUUCUGGUUGAUGCUUGAUGAAAAUUGGACAUUUUCUGGUUGAUGUUAGAUGAAAAUUGGACAUUUUCUGGUUAAUGCUAGAUGAAAAUUGGACAUUUUCUGGUUGAUGUUAGAUGAAAAUUGGACAUUUUCUGGUUGAUGCUUGAUGAAAAUUGGACAUUUUCUGGUUGAUGUUAGAUGAAAAUUGGACAUUUUCUGGUUGAUGCUUGAUGAAAAUUGGACAUUUUCUGGUUGAUG